Torulaspora globosa is the source of this 1218-nucleotide messenger RNA. RefSeq names its product E3 ubiquitin-protein ligase RAD18 (gene RAD18). Gene Ontology annotation, molecular function: ubiquitin protein ligase activity; single-stranded DNA binding. The transcript has a single exon. The record is from RefSeq and is a predicted model, not a curated record. The coding region runs from base 1 to 1218 and encodes 405 amino acids. Gene Ontology annotation, biological process: protein monoubiquitination; DNA damage tolerance. Gene Ontology annotation, cellular component: nucleus; Rad6-Rad18 complex. NCBI's taxonomy places the organism in Eukaryota, Fungi, Ascomycota, Saccharomycetes, Saccharomycetales, Saccharomycetaceae.
AUGAAUCAGCGUCUUACCGAUGCAAGCGACUUUGCUCAAUCAGCCGUCCCGCAGCUAACUCAACUGGAUAAGCUACUUAGAUGUCAUAUCUGCAAGGAAUUCCUACGAGUACCCGUCCUAACACCAUGUGGCCACACAUUUUGCUCACUUUGCAUCCGCCAGUAUCUGCGCCAGGACUCCAAGUGCCCUCUAUGCCUUAAUGAACUGAGAGAAUCUAGCCUGCGAAGCGAAUUCCUGAUAAAUGAGGUUAUCGAAGUCUACAAGUCUUUAAGGCCGAACCUACUGAAUGUCCUGGUGACUAAAUCGCAAACAGAGAGCCCUUUGAUCGAGCUGGGAUCACAUAGUGAUGAAGAUGAUGAUAUUAAAAUCGUUGGAGCCAGAGAAAAGCCAUCGUCCAGCGCAAGCAGCUCAUUAUCCCUUAGGGUAUCGAAGCCUCCAGCAAGAGCACAGUCUCUUCUCAAGAAUCAGGCAGGCAAAGCCAAGCAGAAAAUGGCCCAAUGUCCCAUUUGCGAGCAAUUCUACCCCAUAGAGGCCCUAGAAAGGACUCAUUUGGAUGAGUGUUUGACAAUGCAAUCGUUGGGUAGUCAUCCAAGGCCGGCAGAAAAGGAGAACUCACAUGCCCGUAAAGCCUCUCCUUUACCAGUACCUCAGAAGAGGGCUGCUCCUAAGCCAGAGCCCUCUCAGUGUCAUGAAGAAAGUGAAUCCAAUCUGCAUGUUGAUAAGUACUUGAACUCCGCCGCUACGGUCGACCGACAGAGACUACCGAAAGUUAACUUCACGUCUAUGAGCGUGUCUCAGAUAAGACAGAAACUGGCUUCCUUGGGCUUACCGGUAAGUGGAACAAGACAGAAUAUGAUUGCCCGUUACGAUCACUACGAAAUGCUGUGGAAUAGCAACUUCUGUGACGCCAUCGAACCGGUUGAUGAGACCGAACUAAAAAGACAGUUGUUAAGUUGGGAGGCUUCCCGUAAUAGCAGCAAUGCUUUCGGUUCUGUCAAUAGUAUCUCAUUCAUCAUGAAACGUGCUAACGGCGGUAAAUCUUAUCAAAAGCUUCUAUCAGACUUCAAGAACGAUAAAUUUGACAGGAGGUCAUGGAUCUCAUUAUUCCACCAAGAAUUCAAGGAACUAGUCAGGGAAGCAAGGCGCAAAUUAGUAAACAAACGGUCGGCUCAAGCACUGACUGCAAAUGGUGAAGAGGCUUUUCAAAGCAGUGCAUAA